UUAAUGAGGUGCUAGGCAGCAGUCACUGUCCCCACCCUGUCGCCACGCCACUUCCUUUUGCCCCAUGUCGCCUGCAGGGAUGGGAAACCCUGGUGUUCAGAAAUACCCGGCCAGCCUCACAAGCUGGGGGGGUAACGAGGGCCUGUAGAACCGUUCUCACAUUCUGGCUCCUAAAUUGGCCACCCAUCUCAGGAGUCUCGCCGUCGUCCUCCCCGACCCCCCAGCCCCCAGGAUGGCAGGAGGAGCGGGGCAAGCUGCGAGUCACAGGCUGUCCCUCUCCUCGUACAGACACGCCAGGUUCUCAGACCCAGCCCAUGGACUUGAGGGUGGGUCAGCGGCCUGCAGUGGAGCCCCCACCAGAGGCCCCGCUGCUGGCCCUGCAGCACCCCCAGCGCCUGCAACACCACCUCUUCCUAGCAGGCCUGCAGCAGCAGCAGCGCUCAGCCGAGCCCAUGAGGCUCUCUAUGGACCCGUCGAUGCCUGAACUGCAAGGUGGGCAGCAGGAGCAAGAGCUGCGACAGCUUCUCAAUAAGGACAAGAGCAAGAGAAGUGCUGUAGCCAGCAGUGUGGUCAAGCAGAAACUGGCUGAGGUGAUCCUGAAGAAACAGCAGGCAGCCCUGGAGAGGACAGUCCACACCAACAGCCCCAGCAUUCCCUACAGAACUCUCGAGCCCCUGGACACGGAAGGAGCUGCCCGCUCCAUGCUCAGCAGCAUUCUGCCUCCCAUUCCCAGCCUGCCCAGUGACCCCCCGGAACACUUCCCCCUGCGUAAGACAGCCUCUGAGCCCAACCUGAAGCUGCGCUAUAAGCCCAAGAAGUCCCUGGAGCGGAGGAAGAACCCACUGCUCAGGAAGGAGAGUGCCCCAUCCAGUCUCCGGAGGCGACCUGCGGAGCCCCUUGGAGACUCCUCCCCCAGUAGUAGCAGCACGCCUGCGUCAGGGUGCAGCUCCCCCAAUGACAGCGAGCAUGGCCCCAACCCUGUCCUGGGCUCCGAGGCGCUCUUGGGCCAGCGGCUGCGGCUGCAGGAGACUUCUCUGGCCCCAUUCGCCUUGCCGACAGUGUCCUUGCUGCCCGCAAUUACACUGGGGCUGCCCGCCCCCGCCAGGGCUGAUGGUGACCGCAGGACCCAUCCGACUUUGGGCCCUCGGGGUCCAGUCUUGGGGAGUCCCCAUACUCCCCUCUUCCUGCCCCAUGGUCUGGAGCCCGAGGCGGGGGGCACCUUGCCCUCUCGCCUGCAGCCCAUUCUCCUCUUGGAUCCCUCAGUCUCUCAUGCCCCCCUGCUGACCGUGCCUGGGCUUGGGCCCCUGCCCUUCCACUUUGCCCAGUCCUUACUGACCACCGAGCGGCUCUCUGGGUCAGGCCUCCACCGGCCGCUGAGCCGGACCCGCUCAGAGCCCUUGCCCCCCAGCGCCACUGCCCCCCCCCUGCUGGGCCCCCUGCAGCCCUGCCUGGAGCAGCUGGAACCUCACUUCCAGUUGAUCAAGAGAACGGCCAAGCCAAGUGAGAAGCCGAGGCUACAGCAGAUACCCUCAGCUGAGGACCUGGAGACGGAUGGCGGGGGAGCCGGCCAGGUGGUAGAUGGUGGCCUGGAACACAGGGAGCAGAGUCAUAGGCAGCCUGAGGCCAGGGGCCUGGUUCCUCUCCAGCAACACCAGCAGGUGUUGCUCCAGGAACAGCAGCGUCUGGCUGGGCGGCUGCCCCGGGGAAGCUCUGGGAACUCUGUGCUGCUUCCUCUGUCCCAGGUUGGACACCGGCUCUUGUCCAGGACUCAGUCCUCCCCAGCUGCGCCUGCCUCACUACCAACCCCAGAGCCCACUUGCCAGGCCCGAGUCCUCUCCAGCUCAGAAACCCCUGCCAAAACCCUGCCCUUCAUUACAGGGCUAGUCUAUGACUCCGUAAUGCUGAAGCACCAGUGCUCCUGUGGAGACAACAGCCGGCACCCAGAGCACGCUGGCCGCAUCCAGAGCAUCUGGUCCCGGCUGCAGGAGCGUGGCCUCCGAAGCCAGUGUGAGUGUCUCCGGGGCCGGAAGGCCUCCCUAGAGGAGCUGCAGUCCGUGCACUCUGAGCGGCACAUGCUCCUCUAUGGCACCAACCCACUCAGCCGCCUCAAACUGGACAACGAGAAGCUGUCAGAGCUCCUGGCACAGCGGAUGUUUGUGAUGCUGCCCUGUGGUGGGGUUGGGGUGGACACCGACACCAUCUGGAAUGAGCUACAUUCUUCCAAUGCAGCCCGUUGGGCUGCUGGCAGUGUCACUGACCUCGCCUUCAAAGUGGCUUCCCGGGAGCUCAAGAAUGGCUUUGCUGUGGUGCGGCCCCCAGGACAUCACGCAGAUCAUUCCACGGCCAUGGGCUUCUGCUUCUUCAACUCAGUGGCCAUUGCCUGCCGGCAGCUGCAACAACAAGGCAAGGCGAGCAAGAUCCUCAUCGUAGACUGGGAUGUUCACCAUGGCAACGGCACCCAGCAAACCUUUUACCAGGACCCGAGUGUGCUCUACAUCUCCCUGCACCGCCAUGAUGAUGGCAACUUCUUCCCUGGCAGUGGGGCGGUGGAUGAGGUUGGAGCCGGCAGUGGUGAGGGCUUCAAUGUCAAUGUGGCCUGGGCUGGAGGCCUAGACCCUCCCAUGGGGGAUCCAGAAUACCUGGCUGCGUUCAGGAUAGUUGUGAUGCCCAUCGCCCAAGAGUUCUCUCCUGAUCUGGUCCUGGUGUCAGCUGGGUUUGAUGCUGCUGAGGGUCACCCAGCCCCACUGGGUGGCUACCAUGUUUCUGCCAAAUGUUUUGGGUACAUGACACAGCAGCUGAUGAACUUGGCAGGAGGUGCAGUGGUGCUGGCCUUGGAGGGUGGCCAUGACCUCACAGCCAUCUGUGAUGCCUCUGAGGCCUGUGUGGCUGCUCUUCUGGGCAACAAGGUGGACCCCCUUUCAGAUGAAAGCUGGAAACAAAAACCAAACCUCAAUGCCAUCCGCUCUCUCGAAGCUGUGAUCCGGGUGCACAGUAAAUACUGGGGCUGCAUGCAGCACCUGGCCUCCUCUCCAGAUCUCUGGGCAUCCAGGGUACCAGGGGCUGAUGAAGAAGUAGAGGCUGUGACUGCACUGGCAUCCCUCUCUGUGGGCAUCCUGGCUGAAGACAGGCCCUCAGAGCAACUGGUGGAAGAGGAAGAACCGAUGAAUCUCUGAGGCCUUGGAACAAAUCAGCCCACCCACCUUGCCCUUCGGACACAGCUCUCUCCAAGCCUCUACCACCAGCCCCAUUCCUGGGUCUUCAGUGAUCAUGUGGGCAGGUAGUUGGGGCCAGAGAACAGCCUGCCUUAACAGUCAACCCACCCAGGGAGCUUGAGAAGGCCCCUGGGCCUAGGAUGGGUCAAAGGUGGAGUAGAGAGGACCCUGAGAGGAGGCAGGCUGGGUACCAGCCCCAGCAGGGCUCACUCAAGAACAGAGGGAGCCCCCCUGGAGUCUGGGCCCCCAGCUGUGGCCUCCAUCCCUCAGGACUGCACAGAGGAGGACUGGCUCGGGAUGGCCCAUCCUUAACCACUAUUCUUGGCUCUGCAGACCCCAGACUUUGCACACAGCCCCAGGCUCCAUGCAGAAAUGUGAACUUGGCCUCAGCCAGGGUGGCCCUUCCUAGGUGCUGCAGGCUGGCUGGGAGGGGAGGGGGGUUCCCUACUCCUGAGUGCGGAGGCAGUCAUUCCCUCUGACGCCUCGAAGUUUGCUGGGCCACUGGGUUCUGACAGCCUCUCUGAGAUGCUGAGAGCCGUCAUCUGCAGCCUCCCAUCUGGUUUCUGCCCCCACCAGAGGCCACCUGGUGUCAACCAUCUCAAUUCCCUGGUGGGGCAGACAGGUGCUCUCAGAGUCCUGCGCUUCCUGAUCCAAUGGUGGCAAACCUUCAUCUCCCCUCAGAAGCACAGCAUGACCCCCAGGGAACCCCUCAGUCACUGCCAUUUCCGUGAGCCUCUUUUCUGGGGUCUCUCCAUCCCUGCUCUGUCUCCUGCCUCACAUAGGACUAGCUUGGCUGAGGGGAAGAGGGUGGGAAAGUAGACACAGAAAUGGGGGAGGGGAGAUUGCCCUGGCAAAGUUUUCAAGGCUCUUGGGGUCCCUUCCUGGGGCUAAGAAGGAAAGUAUUGUGUAUAUGUGUAUGUAUGAAUGAGUGUAUGUGUGUGUGUGUGUGUGUGUUCCCCAGGACC
Messenger RNA from Fukomys damarensis (Damara mole-rat), 4177 nucleotides. RefSeq names its product histone deacetylase 7 (gene Hdac7). Gene Ontology annotation, cellular component: histone deacetylase complex. NCBI's taxonomy places the organism in Eukaryota, Metazoa, Chordata, Mammalia, Rodentia, Bathyergidae. Gene Ontology annotation, biological process: chromatin organization; negative regulation of transcription by RNA polymerase II. The transcript has 25 exons. Gene Ontology annotation, molecular function: histone deacetylase activity. Bases 315 to 3173 code for a protein of 952 amino acids. The record is from RefSeq and is a predicted model, not a curated record.